Amaranthus tricolor (Joseph's coat) is the source of this 2031-nucleotide messenger RNA. RefSeq lists its product as uncharacterized. The transcript has 16 exons. Gene Ontology annotation, biological process: regulation of mitotic spindle organization; activation of protein kinase activity; mitotic spindle assembly. The record is from RefSeq and is a predicted model, not a curated record. Gene Ontology annotation, cellular component: mitotic spindle; nuclear microtubule. Lineage: Eukaryota; Viridiplantae; Streptophyta; Magnoliopsida; Caryophyllales; Amaranthaceae. Gene Ontology annotation, molecular function: microtubule binding; protein kinase activator activity. Bases 339 to 1682 code for a protein of 447 amino acids.
CAAAUCCCCAGCCUGGGAGCGUUUUUAGGGGAGAUAUUUGGGACCCACAAUUUCAAAAUUAUUCCAGGAAUUGCUGUUAAAUGUCAUUACUCAAAAUCACCAUCAGCAAACUCUGUUUUCCCUCUUUUUCCGCCAUUUUCAUUUCCUUUAAUUUCUUUCUCUUUCUUCCUUUCAUUCUCUCUCCCUCUUAGGUUUAGGUAGGGAGAAUGAAUGGGGAGGAAAGAGUUCUCGAACUUCAAUAAAAGCAUUUUAGCUGUAUAUUUGAUUUUAUGUUGAGGAUUUAUGAUUUUGAUUGAAGCUUUAUAUUACGAGUUAUAAGAAUUAGGGGAUUGAAUUAGAUGGAUGUGAAAAUGGAGGAUGUAAUUCAAGAAAAAGCGUGUAUUGUCGAGGAAUUAUUGGAGAUUGAUUUUGAUUAUGAGUUUGAUGUUGCGAAAUUCUUUGAUUUUACAAAGAUAGAGACGUCUGAGGAGAUUAUGGAAUCUGAGCUUUGGUUUGAGUUUUUUCAAGGCCAUUUACCUUCCCCUAUGUUAGUCAAGCUGGACAAAGGAGCUGAUGACUUGGCCGACAGCUUUUCUUCCCCGAGGUACGGACCUUGCGAUGCAUAUCCCAUGGACAAUUACAGCGGAAAGCCUCAAUAUUCCUUAAAUAGUGAAGGAAAAAAAGGAUCAAUGAUGUUGAAGUCGAAAUUGAAGCCCACAUCCCAGUCGAAGUUCCCAGUGAACUCAAGACUGUUACAACCUACAGCAAGCCAUUUAGCCAAGCAAGAUCAAUAUACAGUUGCCCAUUCAACAAGAGUUUCCAGAAGGCAUCAGAGACAUGGAAAUCCACUCAAGUCUCCAGGAGAAACUGAUGCAACCAAAAGACAGAAGUUAGAGAUUGGUUACUUGCGCAAGGUUGCUCAGCUUAAACAUCUAACUAGUUUUUUACACAAGCCAUCUAAAAAGGUUGGAACAACUGAUGUAAACUCCCAUGCCAAGCCAAAAACUACUGUUCCAAAAGAACCAAACUUCGCAACAGCAAAUAGAGCAAGACAAAGUUCAAAUUUCAGGUCCAAGAAUGCACCAGAACUGGGAAAUGAUGCAAAGUAUAGUGGCUCUUCCUUUAGAGCAAAGCCCUUGAAUGGAAAAAUUCAAGAAACACAGUCGUCUGCUCAAACAAAGAUUAAAAUCAAACCACCCUUGCCCAAAUUUCAGUCUGAAAAUGCACGGAGUGGAAGGAUUGCUAAUGGUAGUAGAGUGCCCGAGUCUAAAAGUCAUUUCAGGGCUAACUUCAACAAAGCUUUACUGCAAGAGAACUCUGAUCAAGUCUACAACUUCACAGCUCGUCUAGUUAAUAAGAAGAUAUCAUCGACUAAAGGAGAUAUUGGUGUUCUCCAAAACUAUAAGGAGAGCACAGUUUCAAGGGAGUUUAAGCUUCGCAGUAAUAGAAAACUUUCCCAAAACCCACCAUCUGAAAUGUUCAGCAAGCUAUCUCUUAAUCCCAAAACUCAUCCAAUUUCACUGCCUGGACAAGAUCUUCUUGAAGUAAAGGCUUCAAAAAAGGUUUUAUUUGCCAACAUGAAGGAAAACGAGAAUGCAAAUGUAGUCACUGGGAACCCGAUGAGGUGUUUCGGAAAUGCAGGGAGGAUGCUAACAGACAUUGGAAAUCAGAUCACAAGUGCCAGGACUUUCAAAAUCUACUGAGGUACAUAAGGUCGUUAAUUAUAUCUACAAUCUACAUGCUGGAAAUGUAGCAAGUUAUAAAACAAGGAACAUCACUACAAUUGUGCAUAUAGUUUCUGCCUGUGUUGUCAUCACAGUUCUAUGCUUCAUCACCAGUAUGUGCAGCAUUCCGACUUCUCAGGACUACGUUAGGUGGUCGCGUACCCAACUAGUUCAAUCAGUACAUGUAAAUGCCCUCAAUUGUUUGUAACAUCAAAAUAGUUAUGUAAAUAUAAGUCUAAUUUCUGCUGAUGUACAGAAACAGAACAUUCACUGAGGGUGUAUCAAAACGUUGUUGAUGUACAUUUUCCUCAAGAAUUUUCUUUUCCUU